AUGUUAUUAAAUGAGAAAGAAUUGCUACUGGAAUUAGUCAAAGAUAUUGCCAACGAUUUAGAUGUUACGUCAUUAUGUCAUAAAAUUUUACAAAAUGUUAGUAUAUUGGUCAAUGCUGAUCGCUGCUCUCUAUUUCUUGUCCGUGGUCGCGGCAUAGAUAGAUACUUAGAAGCUAAAGUGUUCGACGUAAACUGUGAUUCAAGAGUAGAUAUUUUCGAGAAGAGAACACCUAUACGUGUUCCAUGGGGUUCAGGCAUCGUUGGCUAUACUGCUAAAACUGGCGAAAUUUUAAACAUCCCUGAUGCUUACAAGGACCCACGUUUUAAUAAAGGCAUUGAUGUCGAAACGGGAUACAGAACACGAAGUAUAUUAUGUGUACCCAUAGCCAAUAACUAUAAUGAAAUCAUUGGAGUUGCGCAAGUUAUCAACAAAAUGACAAAUAGAGAAGAUCAUUUCACCAAAAGAGAUGAACAGAUCUUUAGUACAUAUUUAACAUUUUGUGCUAUUGGUAUUCAAAAUGCCGAAUUAUUUGAAAAAAAUGCUAUGGAGAUGAGAAGAAAUCAAGUAUUACUAGAGUUAGCAAGAAUCAUAUUUGAGGAGCAAAGUACUUUACCGAAUAUGGUUCAUCAAAUAUUGAUCCAAACUAAGUCAUUAUUUUCAUGCGAAUACUGCUCGGUUCUAAUGUUGAACAGUUCCGGCAAGGAUUUUAGUCAAACCUUUGAUACUGAAUCGACUGCAGUAGCUGCUAAUGGAGAUAAAGCUGGCGAUAGGAAUAUGUUGAAUAUUCGUGAUGUUAGUACUGACGAAAGAUUCGACCCAAGCGAAGAUAUUGCUACCGGUUUCAAAACUAAAACAAUAUUAUGUGCUCCAAUUAGAACAAACCAGCGAUUAUUAGGAGCAAUGCAGCUAAUUAAUAAAAGCAAUGGCAGUAAUUAUUUCGAAAUCGAAGACGAAAACCUUUUUGAAGCCUUUGCAAUUUACGUUGGCAUUGCAAUAUACAACUCCAAAAUGUAUGAUGACGUAUGUAAAGCAAUGGCGAAGCAAGCUGUUGCCUUGGAAGUACUAUCGUACCAUGCAACUGCCUCUACUAAUGAAGCUAUAGCCCUUGCUACGGAGCCUAUUCCACCGCCUGUAAAUUAUCAAUUGCGUGAACUAUCCUUUGAUGAUAUGACAUUGUCCGAUUAUGAAACUGUGAAGGCAACGUUAAGUAUGUUUAGAGAUCUGCAGUUCACGACUAAAGGAGCAAUGGAUUAUCAGACUCUUUGUAGAUGGACGUUGAGCAUUAAAAAGAACUAUCGCAAUGUCGCUUAUCAUAACUGGCGCCAUGCAUUUAAUGUCGCGCAGACUAUGUACCGUAUUUUUCAGGCGAAAGAGUUCGGCGGUCUUCUCAAUGACUUGGAGAAAUUGUCGUUGUUAGUAGCCUGUCUUUGCCAUGAUUUAGAUCAUAGGGGCACGAACAAUGCGUUUCAAUUGAAAACUCAAUCAGCAUUAGCACAUUUAUACAGUACUUCAACUAUGGAACAUCAUCACUUUGAUCAUUGUAUUAUGAUCCUUAAUAGCGAGGGCAAUAACAUCUUUGCACAGUUAACGCCAUCACAGUACAGCUCAGUGGUCAAAAUGUUAGAACAUGCUAUAUUAGCAACGGAUUUGGCCUUACAUUUUAGGCAUCGUAAAGAAUUUAUUAGUAAGAUAGCAAGUCGCUCCACUGAUUGGUCAGAUCCAAAUAAUAGGAUGCUAUUAAGAGCAAUGAUGAUGACAGCGUGCGAUUUAGCUGCUAUAACGAAGCCUUGGGAAGUUGAGCAGAGGGUUGCAGAACUUGUUACAAAUGAAUAUUUUGAACAGGGUGAUUUAGAGAGAGAACAACUAAAUGUUACCCCUUCUGACUUGAUGAAUCGUGACCGCAAAGAUCGUUUACCACAGAUGCAAGUAGAUUUUAUUGAUUCUAUAUGUGACGAAUUAUAUAAGGCCUUCGCUGAUAUUUCUCCGUCAUUGCGCCCGAUGUACGAUCGCUUAAUGGAUAAUCGUCGUGAAUGGACUAAUUUAAUGUCACUUAGUGAUAAAGACAAUUAA
Molecule: messenger RNA, 2070 nt
Organism: Trichoplax adhaerens
Lineage: Eukaryota; Metazoa; Placozoa; Uniplacotomia; Trichoplacea; Trichoplacidae
Exons: 21
Coding region: 1-2070 (689 amino acids)
Biological process (GO): signal transduction
Molecular function (GO): protein binding; 3',5'-cyclic-nucleotide phosphodiesterase activity
Source: RefSeq, a predicted model, not a curated record